This is a messenger RNA of Synchiropus splendidus (mandarinfish), 2892 nucleotides long. It is a transcript of the gene p4ha1b, whose product is annotated as prolyl 4-hydroxylase, alpha polypeptide I b. Gene Ontology annotation, biological process: peptidyl-proline hydroxylation to 4-hydroxy-L-proline. The transcript is spliced from 16 exons. Gene Ontology annotation, molecular function: procollagen-proline 4-dioxygenase activity; iron ion binding; protein binding. Lineage: Eukaryota; Metazoa; Chordata; Actinopteri; Syngnathiformes; Callionymidae. The record is from RefSeq and is a predicted model, not a curated record. Bases 362 to 2065 code for a protein of 567 amino acids. Gene Ontology annotation, cellular component: endoplasmic reticulum.
CGAGAUUUCGAGUCGAAUUUUGAACAUUCAAAAUAAUGGCUUUGGUGUGACGGAUCUGUUUCUAAAUCUCCGCGGUGAGAGUUCUGGCCAACUUCUAACACUCACCUCGGGCUGCUUGUUUGGGGCUCUGAAGUAAACGCCUUCUUCACCCCUGAAGUUUCAGGCAGGAGACAUGUGAGAGUCUGCACGUAGCUUUCCGACCGGGACUUGUUGAAAUCCAACCCCAAAACCGGGAGACAGCCAACAGAGUGGUGGAACAUCACAGAUAGGACGGACCUCCUCAAAAAAAAACUCUGCCCCUCUUCCUGCAGAGAGGACCCGUCACUGGAGCUACCGUGCCGGGACACGUUUCCACCACAAGAUGCUCGGUUUCAGGAUGGAGCUGCCAUGUUGGUGCUUUCUUUUGCUAAGUUGUUUGCAGUCAAUCUCAGCUGGCAAUGACUUCUUCACUUCCAUCGGUCAAAUGACAGACUUGCUAUACACUGAGAAAGACCUUGUCACCUCCCUUAAGGAUUACAUUAAGGCCGAGGAGAAUAAGCUGGACCGUCUCAAAAAGUGGGCGGAUAAGUUGGAUUCUUUGAGUGCCACAGCCACACAGGACCCUGAAGGUUUCCUUGGUCACCCUGUCAACGCUUUUAAACUGAUGAAGAGGCUGAACACUGAGUGGGGAGAUCUGGAGAGCCUGGUGCUCAGUGACACUACUGAUGGAUUUAUUUCCAACCUGACCAUACAGAGGCAGUACUUUCCCACGGACGAGGACCAGACUGGUGCGGCAAAAGCUCUCCUGCGUUUACAAGACACCUACAGACUGGAUGCCAACACCAUUUCAAAAGGAAACCUGCCUGGAGUGAAACACAAGAGCUUGAUGACAGUGGAGGACUGCUAUGAGUUGGGCAAGAUUGCCUACUCUGAGGUGGACUACUACCACACAGAACUAUGGAUGGCGCAAGCACUUAGGCAGUUGGACGAAGGAGAAGAGUCGCCCUUAGACAAGGUGACGGUCCUCGACUAUCUCAGCUAUGCUAUCUACCAGCAGGGGGAGAUACAGAGAGCUUUAGAGUACACCAAGAGGCUGCUUGAGUUGGAUCCAGAGCAUCAGCGUGCCAACGGCAAUCUGAAGUAUUUUGAGUUCCAGCUAGAGAAGCAGAGGAAGGCUGCCAAAGAGGAACCUCAGGAACAAAAAGAGGAGGUGAAAGUGAAUAAAACUGAGAAGAAGAAGUCCAAGAAAGAGUUCCAGCUGAUCCCUGAAAGGAAGAAGUAUGAAAUGCUCUGUCGCGGCGAGGGCAUCAGGAUGACUCCUCGCAGGCAGAGCCGACUGUUCUGCCGUUACUUCGACAACAAUCGCAACCCCAAGUAUGUGUUGGCACCUGUCAAACAGCAGGACGAGUGGGACCGUCCCUACAUUGUUCGUUACCUUGACAUCAUCUCUGAUAAGGAAAUUGAGAAAGUCAAGCAGCUGGCAAAACCCAGACUACGCAGAGCCACUAUCUCCAACCCAAUCACUGGCGUUCUGGAGACGGCUCCGUACCGGAUCAGUAAGAGGCGGGCCACGGUGCAUGACCCUCAAACUGGAAAACUUACUACUGCCCAAUACAGAGUCUCCAAGAGUGCUUGGCUUACUGGCUACGACGAUCCAGCGAUCGACGUCAUCAACCAGAGAAUUGAGGAUCUUACUGGGUUGGAAAUGGACACUGCAGAAGAGCUACAGGUUGCAAAUUACGGCGUUGGGGGUCAGUACGAGCCACACUUUGACUUCGGAAGGAAAGACGAGCCUGAUGCUUUUAAGGAGUUGGGUACCGGGAACCGCAUAGCAACAUGGCUGUUCUAUAUGAGUGAUGUCGCAGCAGGGGGCGCCACAGUAUUCCCAGACGUUGGUGCAUCAGUUUGGCCUCAAAAGGGCUCUGCUGUAUUCUGGUACAAUCUCUUCCCCAGUGGCGAAGGAGACUACAGCACCAGACAUGCAGCUUGUCCAGUGCUGGUCGGCAAUAAAUGGGUAUCGAACAAAUGGAUUCAUGAACGAGGCCAGGAGUGGCGGCGACCAUGUGGUCUGAACGAAACAGACUGAUGCAAAUUAAAGGAAGGAAGUUCCCCUUCUGUCCUUCUCUUCUCUUCCAUGUGAACCAGUUGGGACAUAGAAACAACGCUACAGAUGACACUAGUGGUCCGAACGGGUUACCCCCUCUGCUCCAACACUCCUUACCCUCCCACCCCCGCCCUGCCCGUGUGCUCUGAGCCCAGAGAUUGUUUGGGUUUUAUGUCAAGCCCAUGGACAGUAUUAGCAGUGCUGUGACAGAUUACACGUUCUCCUGGUGGUUGGACUGUUAUGAGAAUCACUUUUCACUCCCAUGUGUCCAUCGUUGCACUCUGUUUGAACUCAAGCACUGUGGUGAAAGACGUUUUAUCCCGCUGCCUUAAAGUAGGAGACUUUUUUUCUACUUGUUCCUUCAGGAGCCCUCGAAGAAAUGUUGCUUAACAAAACAGAUCCACCUGAAUAAAUAAUCACUUCAUUGUUAUUCAUGCAGUUUACUCAACGUUUUAGCUCACGGUGACUGGGUUAAAGAUGCAGAUAAAUCUAACAAUUUCUCGCUAGAAAAUAACUUCCAAAAUCCCAGGGUGAAAUAUUGCACAUACUUUAAUGCUUUAACUGGUAUUGCCUUUUAAAGUCGUACAAAAUCACUGGCAACUUGGCGGCUUUGCUUGUCGUUCUUUUUUUUAUAAUAAACAAGCUGAUAACAUUUCGUGCCCAUGAGGAUCUUCAGUGCUGUUAGUGUGAAAACAAAUUGGUUUUUGGAGGAAGAUGCAUUUUAUUUAUAUUAUUAUUCCCGACAUCUGUGUUGUUGCGUGUGUGAUUAAGGUCUGGGUUUGUUUUUGAAAUGCAAUAAUAAAGACUGU